AUGGUACUCUGCACUUCAUACAGUUUGAGUAUCUUCCAAGUACUGGUUGCACAUCUACAAUUACCUGAUACUUUUGUUUUUAAUUUGUCAGAUCGAUGUCCAUUGAAUUCUCUUUCAUUCAUCUUAACUGCCGAAUCCGUUUUUCUACGAACGCAGCGCCCAUUAGGUGCGGAUCUUACCAAAAUUCGCAGUCUAAAUAUUUCAGAGACCAACUUCCGUCGAUUCAUUCCCAUUUCUGAUUCAAAUACCUCUCCACGACACUUUGCAACUAUACCAUGUGUGUACAACGCAACACUGUUUACUUGGGAUGCGGUGACGCCACAUUCCGGAUCUAUGGCUGCAUUAGACAACUACAGCUACGAUUUAGUCCUCCAAAUUGCCCUCGGUUUCAGAUACAAGUGGUGGAAAUUCCUGGAGUUUGUUCUGGCUGUGGUGAUGGACGUCGUCGUCGUGCCCGUUGUAAAAGUCAGGAUUCUGCUUGAGGGACUGAAACUUUGGGCGAGAAUGGGAUUUUUGACAGAAAAUGCUGGAUGGGAGUUGAGAUAUUAG
Messenger RNA from Botrytis sinoallii, 549 nucleotides. RefSeq lists its product as uncharacterized. The transcript is spliced from 2 exons. NCBI's taxonomy places the organism in Eukaryota, Fungi, Ascomycota, Leotiomycetes, Helotiales, Sclerotiniaceae. Bases 1 to 549 code for a protein of 182 amino acids. The record is from RefSeq and is a predicted model, not a curated record.